AUGGCCGCAGUCGAGCCUGGUUUUCCCCGCCCAAAUCCAACGACCUCGUGGUGGCUCCAGAAAGCUCAAGCGGCAGCUUUGCUAGGCAAGGGCUAUCGCACCACGCCAGAACUCCCUUCCAGCUCAGACGUUACAAUCGUGGGCUCUGGCCUGUCUGGCGCCGCGACUGCCUAUUUCCUACUCACAAGCCAGUCGCCACCUGCAAGUGUGACGCUCAUCGAGGCCCGCGAGAUUUGUGAUGGUGCGACGGGCAGAAACGGUGGCCAUUGUAGACCGGAUUGUUAUCGAGACUAUACGCAUUACAAGGCCGAGUUUGGGAAGGAACAGGCGUUGAAGAUCAUCCAGAACGAGAUGGACACGUUAGAUCUUCUUGAGGAGCUGGUCCGCAAAGAAGGCAUUGACUGCGAUUUCUGGAGAGGCUUUUCGUAUGAUGUGCCGAUGGACGAAGAAGGCGCGGCAUUUCUCUCCGCUUCAUACGAAGAGUUCGCAGCAGACGGUGGACCAGUCGACAUCAUCACUCGCAUCCUUGACCCUGCCCAAGCAGCCAAAGUGACCCGUUGUCCCCGCGCGACCGCCAGCUACAAGUUCCCGGCUGGUUCCCUUUUCCCCUACAAAUUAGUCCAAAACCUUCUCGAUCUCUGCGUUCGGAAACAUGGCCUCAACAUCCAGAGCCAAACACCCGUCCGAAAGGUCACGCAGGAAGGGAAUAGAUGGAGCCUACAUACCGACCGCGGGAUUGUCGACAGCGCAAAAGUGGUUUUCGCAAUGAAUGCAUUCACAUCAACGCUUUUGCCGGAAUUUUCUGGGCAUAUUUGGCCGUUCAAGGGCCAGUGCUCUGCUGUUCUCCCACCGAAAUCAUACUUGGGUAACAUCGCCCUCCAAUGCACAUAUAGUCUGAAUUAUGGCGACUAUCUUAUUCAGCGACCCUCGGACGACAUAAUCAUUUUCGGUGGUGCGAGAAGAGCCGUCCCUGUAGAGCAGCUACUCGGCAACACGGAUGACGAGUCAUUGCUGCCAGCCAUGACUGAUACGCUGAAAAGCUCGCUUCCGGCAUACUUUGCAGAUUGGGCAGAGGGAGAGGGCGAAGUCCUCCAUGUCUGGAGUGGCAUUAUGGGUUAUACGAGCUCGGGAAUCCCGUUUGUCGGGGAGAUCCACGACAAGCCAGGCGCUUUUGUGUGCGCGGGACAUCAUGGACAUGGGAUGGCACGAAUCUUGACUGCUGCCCGCGGUCUUGCUGCUGUAAUUCAAGGGGCGCCAUGGGCAGAGACAGGGCUCCCCGAAUGUUUUCAGCCUUCGAAAGAGCGGUUGGAGGGGGCAGCGAGGGGGAGGGCGGUUGUUCAUAAUAUUGGAAAGCAGGAUGUGGUUGGGUAA
Messenger RNA from Mycena indigotica, 1371 nucleotides. Its product is annotated as Fad dependent oxidoreductase. The record is from RefSeq and is a predicted model, not a curated record. Gene Ontology annotation, molecular function: oxidoreductase activity. The coding region runs from base 1 to 1371 and encodes 456 amino acids. Lineage: Eukaryota; Fungi; Basidiomycota; Agaricomycetes; Agaricales; Mycenaceae. The transcript has 7 exons. Gene Ontology annotation, cellular component: cytoplasm.